Dunckerocampus dactyliophorus (ringed pipefish) is the source of this 4257-nucleotide messenger RNA. Its product is annotated as gastrula zinc finger protein XlCGF8.2DB-like. Bases 303 to 1676 code for a protein of 457 amino acids. Gene Ontology annotation, biological process: regulation of transcription by RNA polymerase II. Gene Ontology annotation, molecular function: RNA polymerase II cis-regulatory region sequence-specific DNA binding; DNA-binding transcription factor activity, RNA polymerase II-specific. The record is from RefSeq and is a predicted model, not a curated record. Gene Ontology annotation, cellular component: nucleus. The transcript is spliced from 2 exons. Lineage: Eukaryota; Metazoa; Chordata; Actinopteri; Syngnathiformes; Syngnathidae.
GACCAUCAACUUUGGAACUUUAUUUCUGCUACACUUCGGAGUAAAACACAAUGGAUAUAUUUUUUUUAUGUGUAGACGAUGCAGACAUUAAGUGACACUGACAGACUGCAGGGAUAACUGGUUUGUGGCGGACAAGCGUUCAAAGCGACGUCGCUUUUUGAUCCUGCGAUGUCGGCUCUCCCUCUUCACCACGCGUGGCUCGGAUUAUUCACCCACUAACAGGGAACGUGAGCUGGGCUUAUACAGUCGUGAGAGAGACGUCAGUGAAGAACAUCCCUGAACAGCAGGAGUGGAACUCCGGGAUGGAACAGGAGGAGCCACAGCAUCCCCACAUUAAAGAGGAAGAGACACAGCUCAUCAACCUUAAAGAGGAAGAAAAUGAGCCACAGCAUCUCCACAUUAAAGAGGAAGAGGGGGAGCCACAGACCCCCCAUGUUAAAGUGGAAGAAGGGGAGCUACUGCCGCCCUAUGUUAAAGAGGAAGGGGAGGAGCCACAUCCAGCCCGCAUUAAAGAGGAAGAGGAGGAUCACAGCAUCAGUCAGGAGGGAGAGCAUCUUGAAGGACUGGAGGAGUUCCCAGUGAUUGGUGUGACUGUGAAGAAUGAAGAUGAUGAAGAUAAAAUUGAGGAGGAGAGAGAGGCGGAGCCCCCAAAAAGCAGCUCAACUCAACACAUGACAACUGAAGCUGAUGGAGACCACUGUGGAGGAUCACAAGCACACAACCUCUUAGCUCCACUAUCAGAUAGUGACGACACAACGUCACACUCUCCUGACACUGAUGAUGAAGACUCUGAAGCUGAUAUGACAUGUCACACUGACAACACACGCUGGAAAUGCUCUCAUUGUGACAAAACCUUUGUUAGUAAGAGAAAUCUGAAAAGGCACAUCAGUAUACACACAGGAGAGAAACCUUUCGCCUGCUCAGUUUGCAAUAAAAGGUUCAGCGCUAAGUCAUAUUUGAAAGAACACACAAGAAUACACACCGGCGAGAAACCUUUUCUUUGUUCGGUGUGUGGUAAAAGAUUCUAUCAAAAAUCAGAUUUAAAAAAACACACAACAAUUCACACUGGAGAGAAACCCUUUUCCUGCCCAGUUUGUGGUAAAAGAUUCAUUAAGAAGUCAAAUUUAAAAGUCCACACAAGAAUACACACUGGGGAGAAACCUUUUCCGUGUACAGUUUGUGGUAAAACAUUCUACCUAAAGGGUAAUUUAAAAAAACACACAGCAAUACACACUGGAGAGAAACCUUUUCCUUGCACUGUGUGUGGUAAAAGAUUCUCUCGGCAGUCACAUUUGAAAGCACACACAAAAAUGCACACCGGGGAAAAACCUUUUCCUUGCACAGUUUGUGGUAAAACGUUUUACCUAAAAGGUAAUUUAAAAAGACACACAUCAAUACACACUGGAGAGAAACCUUUUAUUUGCACGGUUUGUGGUAAAAGAUUCUCUCAACAAAAUCUUUUAAAAAGACACACAAGCGUACACACUGGAGAGAAACCUUUUCCAUGCACAGUUUGUGGUAAAACAUUCUACCAAAAAGCUAAUUUGAAAAGGCACGCAGCAAUACACACUGGGGAGAAACCUUUUUCGUGCACAAUUUGUGGCAAAACAUUUGACCUAAAAGGUAAUUUAAAAAGACACACAAGAAUACACACUGGAGAGAAACCUUUAACCUGAGCCGUUUGUGGUAAAAGUUUCUCGCAGAAGAUCACAAUUUUUGUUCAGUGUGUGUGGUCAGCGAUUGACAAAUGGUACAAUCCACCGGUUUGGCUCAUUUCUUGAAACAGAAAUUAAAUUUUAAGAACUCUGAAGAUUGUUUCGCCAAACAGUCCUACAGUUCAGCACAACACCAUAGCUCACUUGCAAAAGCUCACAACUCUCCCAUAACUGUUCACUCUUGCUUCACGGCUAAUUCCUUUCCCAUAUAAAUAGUCAUUGCCACCAAAAGGAAAAGAUGCUUCUCAAUUGCUUUAGUUCAUUUCCUGAAACAGAUGGAACUUUCUCAGCACUCUUGGUUCUUUAACAAAAUAACUCAGGUGGUUCAGCACAACAGCAUGGCUCACCGGCAAAACUCAUGUCUCAAUCGUGUCAAAACAAAAUGCAUUGUCCCUUUGACAUUGUGUAAGCACUGCAAGUCACUGUGGCAGAGGACCAUAGAAAUAUCCCUCAUGUCCACAUCUCAGUCUUCCUUGACAAUGGCUACUGUCUAUAGAACAGACUGCAAUGGCAUGGUUUGUUUCAAACAUACAUGCAGGUUACAUUAGAAUACUUCAUGUUUCAAUUCACAUGUCCGAAAAUCCUACACCCUCUCAAUUGCUGAUACACUUGUGCACUUUCUGUAUUAAACAUGUACCGUUUGCCAAAUCUGAAGCAACGUAAGAAAAUGGUCAGAAUGUACAGUAUAACAAUGUGUUACAGUAAAGUUAAGGUUGCGAGACUCAGAUUACUUUUGACGGGUUCAUUGAAUUGUCUCAAUAUUGCUUGAUGUUAUUGUAAUCCCGCCGUGUAGUAAAAGCAGUUGUUUCUGUUGUUGUCAUAUAUAAAACAAAAAAAACUAUCUUUUUCUUUCUUUUGUUGUUGUCUGGAUCUGCAUCAAUCUGUAAUCCAAUCAUUUCUGGUCUGGGUAGGUCUUCCUGCCCUGCAUAGUGAUGUGAUCUUUAAUGUCUAUACAGAUCCUUCCUUGAUAUCUUUGACAGCAAGCACUCUGGUCUCUCCUGGUUCUCCAUUUGGCUUGAUGUUGAUUUUGCUGUUUGCGCUCCAAGUACCUUGACUCUUUUACUGCUUCCUCAAGUCGCGGACCUUCUUGGCGUUGUGUUUUGUCAGGUGAACUCAAGGGUGUGGCGUUGUUUCUGGCAUAAAGGGGAAUGCAUGUAUUGAUGGUGUUGAUAUCUACAUCCACCUGACUUGAUUGUUGAAAAUUGACAAUUUGUUGCUCAGCUGAAGCAACAUCCAUUGCAUCUGAUUCUCUCUUGUCAACUGCCCUGGAAUUUGACCUGGGUGUAAUUGCUAGCCCAGGUCAGGAUCACAUGGUUCAUUCGUGCGUUCUGAUCCAUUUCAUCAGUUGUAUUCUUCAUUUGCUCAAUGACUUUUGUCUCUUGCUUCUUUCUUUUUUAAAAGUGCUGUGCGUGGUAUCAUCCUUGAUAUUAUUGUGCAGAGGUCUAUUUUCCUUUUUUUUUUUUUUUUUACCUCGUCAGUUCUCAGAGAAACUCCCUUUUGAGGCGAUCAGUCUGUCUUUUUAGAUCUUCCUGUGUCUCUUUCUGUUGCUCACUGAAGCUCUCCUUGAGGCUGUCAAUCUGCGAUCGUAGAUCUUGCCGUAUUUCCUGAAGUAACACUUCCAGUUUCCCUUUCAUUACAUCCUUCAAGGCGCCAUAUAAUAUCAAAUCUUUUUUUAUUGUGGACCCGGAUUUCCAGGGCCGGUAUCAUUUAGCUAUUUCCGUGGAAUUGCUUUCAACAUUAGCAGUUAGCCGGUUAGGUUGGCUUGCUAGCGGCUCUGUGCACUUGUUUAUUUCAAGGAAUCCAUACCUCUCACCGGUCCGAGUUCAAGUCGAAGGUGAUCUUGUGAUCUCGUCGUGUGGUCAGGAAAGCACCAAAAUAGUUCAAAACUGAAGUGGGCGACAGCUGAGCUCUUGCCACGAACAUCCUUUACGGGCAACAACAACAGAAAAAAUAAAUGAAAAAAAUGAAAAGUGGAUUUUACGGUAAUAAAUUAACUUCCAUACAUCGGCGUAAUAAUAGAACGUGCACAGCAUAGCAUACUGUAAUAGAAACAAAGAAACAAACUGGGAAAAUGAUGUUUCCUACAGUGCUGUGAAUAAAACACCUCUUUACUGGAUGUAGUCGUCCUCACCCUCUGUCUGGUCACAGAUUCUCAUCCGCAUCACAGCGCAAAGUUGUAGUUGCUCAGGCACCUGCCCUUUUGCCCAGCUCAUUUCCCCCCCCCCAUAAAAAAAUACUGUUAUCUGUCAUCAAUUGCCCUCAAAUAUGUUUUGAUUUCUGGAUGUGGCACGUAUUGGAGUUCUUGUGGGACUUCUUCCCCGUCCUGUUUACUGACGUUUGUCAUGUUUAAGGAAGGGAGAGAGGUGAGCGGCGGCAGGCAGAGAAUAUAAAGCUUCUUCUACAAAUGAGACAAGUUCGCUGUAGUUUUGUUUCAUUUAAAGUUGUUGUCAGUGAGAUGAAAGGUAGAUGUUAAGUUGAGCUGCAUAAUUUAGUAUAAUUAUAUAAAAUCCUGUCCUGUCUUUUAUCUUUCUUUUAAUAAAUA